Neltuma alba is the source of this 1016-nucleotide messenger RNA. Its product is annotated as nifU-like protein 1, chloroplastic. The record is from RefSeq and is a predicted model, not a curated record. Gene Ontology annotation, molecular function: iron-sulfur cluster binding; iron ion binding. Gene Ontology annotation, cellular component: mitochondrion. Gene Ontology annotation, biological process: iron-sulfur cluster assembly. NCBI's taxonomy places the organism in Eukaryota, Viridiplantae, Streptophyta, Magnoliopsida, Fabales, Fabaceae. The transcript has 3 exons. The coding region runs from base 39 to 707 and encodes 222 amino acids.
UCCUCAAUUCACCUGUGAAUCCGUCCGUGACUUCGACCAUGGCGACUCUCGCAGCCUCAGGAUUUCCGAAAAUCGCAGCUGGUUGCGUAAUCAGAGCUCAAUCCCAUCAAUACCCAGUUUUCUUAUCGCCCAAUGAACACAACAAGUUCUUCCCUCCCGCGCGAUUCCGUCUCAAGAAAACCACAAUUCCGUUCGUCUCCAAUCAGUCAAGUGCGCCUACGGGGUCUUCCCCUGGAUUAUACUCUGCCCAGAAAUUCGAUCUCACCGUUUCAAACGUCGACCUCGUUCUCGAAGAUGUUCGUCCUUAUCUCAUAGCUGAUGGCGGAAACGUAGACGUCGUCUCCGUCAAAGAUGGCGUUAUAUCUCUCAGACUCCAAGGAGCGUGUGAAAGUUGUCCCAGCUCGACGACGACGAUGAAGAUGGGAAUUGAACGUGUGCUGAAGGAGAAAUUUGGAGAUGCAGUGAAGGAUAUACAGCAAAUAUAUGAUGAAGAAAAGAAAGAGACAACUGUUGAGGCUGUGAAUAACCAUCUUGAUAUCCUGAGACCCGCCAUUAAGAACUAUGGAGGCAGUGUGGAAGUAUUGUCUGUGGAAGGAGGGGAGUGCUAUGUGAAGUAUGUGGGGCCUGACUCCAUUGGAUCAGGAAUCAAAGCAGCCAUCAAGGAGAAGUUUCCAGACGUUGUGAAUGUUGCUUUCUCCCAGAAUUAGUACAGAGAGAGAUCUGUGUAUAAAGUGGCCACUGUGUGCGGUUUAGCAAAUGAGUAAAACAUGGAGGGAAGCUAGCAGCAUAAUGUGCGAAAAAUUAUUAAAGCUUUCGAAGCAUACAAUGUUACUCUUGGCCCUUUUUUUUUGGGGGGGGGGGGUUGUCUUGUAGACAACACUAGCUGAUUCAGCUGGGGAGAAAUUGAGGUCAGAAGUUAAGGCCUUAGCAUGAUGGGGAAAUAUUGUCAUUGGCAGCAAUUCAAAAUGCUUCAUCUAUGUCAUUAUAAUCCAAUAACAGGUGUCAUUUUACCGAUA